Alligator mississippiensis (American alligator) is the source of this 1038-nucleotide messenger RNA. It is a transcript of the gene OAZ1, whose product is annotated as ornithine decarboxylase antizyme 1. Lineage: Eukaryota; Metazoa; Chordata; Crocodylia; Alligatoridae. Gene Ontology annotation, biological process: positive regulation of protein catabolic process. Gene Ontology annotation, molecular function: ornithine decarboxylase inhibitor activity. The record is from RefSeq and is a predicted model, not a curated record. Gene Ontology annotation, cellular component: nucleus; cytoplasm.
CAUUUUGUAAAGCGGGGGCUGGAGAGUAGCCGGCGGGGUGCGGCGGAGGGUUUCGGGGUUCGGACCAGAGCGGCCGGAUGGUGAAAUCCUCCCUGCAGCGGAUACUCAACAGUCACUGCUUCGCCAGAGAGAAAGAGGGGAAUAAAAGCACCGUCGCCGCCAUGCCCGCCGUGCUGAGCCUCAGCGCCGGACAGAGCAGUUCCAGGGUUCCCUUCAAUUGCUGUAGUAACCUGGGUCCGGGGCCUCGGUGGUGCUCCGAUGUCCCUCACCCACCCCUGAAGAUCCCAGGUGGGCGAGGGAAUAGUCAGAGGGAUCACAAUCUUUCAGCUAAUUUAUUUUAUUCUGAUAAUCGGCUGAAUGUAACAGAGGAACUAACAUCUAAUAACAGGACAAGAAUUCUGAAUGUCCAGUCCAGGCUUACAGAUGCCAAACACAUUAGUUGGAGAGCAGUGUUGAACAACAACAACCUCUAUAUUGAAAUUCCCAGUGGUGCUCUGCCUGAAGGGAGCAAAGACAGUUUUGCAGUUCUUUUAGAAUUUGCUGAAGAACAGCUUCAAGUUGAUCAUGUCUUCAUAUGUUUCCACAAGAAUAGAGAUGACAGAGCUGCAUUACUCCGAACUUUCAGCUUUUUGGGCUUUGAGAUUGUGAGACCAGGGCAUCCCCUUGUCCCCAAGAGACCAGAUGCUUGCUUCAUGGCCUACACGUUUGAGAGAGACUCUUCCGAAGAAGAAUAGAUUGCAAUGUUUGCCUCUUUAGAGCUUUCCUGUUGUUUAUGAAGAUGAAUAUGUAGAAAUUUUGUCAACAUCUUUUACAAUGCAUAGAAUUGUUUGUACAAAACGUUGUGACCAACUGCUUGGGUGGGGAGAUGUUGAAAAUUUCAGACUUGGUCAUCUUUUCUGGAUUUGUGCGCAUGUUGUGAUUGUGCAAAUAAAUGCUCACUCCAAAUUAGCAGUAUAUUUCUUGAGGUUUAAUAUUGUGUUUGUGAUACUGAAGUUAUUUGCUUUUAAUUCUAAAUAAAAAUUUAUAUUUUACUUUUUA